This is a messenger RNA of Aspergillus uvarum CBS 121591, 1788 nucleotides long. RefSeq names its product nucleoside transmembrane transporter FUN26. Lineage: Eukaryota; Fungi; Ascomycota; Eurotiomycetes; Eurotiales; Aspergillaceae. Bases 106 to 1551 code for a protein of 481 amino acids. The transcript is spliced from 2 exons. Gene Ontology annotation, molecular function: nicotinamide riboside transmembrane transporter activity; nucleobase transmembrane transporter activity. The record is from RefSeq and is a predicted model, not a curated record. Gene Ontology annotation, cellular component: fungal-type vacuole membrane; plasma membrane. Gene Ontology annotation, biological process: nucleoside transmembrane transport.
CUUGUCCUCAUUUCACCCGACCUACAUUCCAUACUAUGGAUUAAUCUUCCUCCUCGCCGAGUCUCUCUUAGCUCUCCACCAAGGGACCCUUCUACAGCCAUAACAAUGAACCGUAUCCGCAAACAGUUUGCUCCGCAAGUGACGUAUGAGGCAAUCCAGCAGCCUGCGGAGUCGGAUAACGAGGAUAACGAGUCCGAGGCCGGGGAUGCCGCGUCGACGGCGCCGCAGCAGGCCCCUUUCUCCGCGUAUGAGUAUGCGGUGUUCCUCCUCUUGGGGGUCUCUAUGCUAUGGGCAUGGAACAUGUUCCUCGCAGCAGCUCCAUACUUCCACCAUCGCUUUCGGACGGACGACUGGGCAGCGACUCAUUAUCAGCCCUCGAUCCUGACCGUGUCGACGGUCACGAACCUGGGGUCGUCCUUCAUCCUCGCCAAGCUCCAGAAAGGCGCCUCCUACCCCAAGCGGACGGUUGUCUCGCUGCUGAUCAACAUCGUGGUCUUCACCCUCCUAGCCUUCUCGACCAUCUUCAUGAAAGAUGUCUCCGUGGCCACCUACUUCGGCUUCUUGAUGUUCAUGGUCUUCGGAGCCAGCCUCGCCACGGGCAUCAACCAGAAUGGCGUCUAUGCGUACGUUGCCGGCUUCGGACGCGAGGAGUACACGCAGGCCAUCAUGAGCGGUCAGGGCGUGGCCGGCGUACUCCCCUGCAUCGUCCAGAUCAUCUCCGUUCUCUCCGUCGCCGCCAACCGAGGAGGGGGAGGGGGAGGCGAUACCGACAACGAUCAAAACCACCCCGCAGCGCCCCCGCAGGAAUCCUCCAAAUCGGCCUUCGCGUACUUCAUCACAGCAACCGCGGUCUCCUCCCUCGCGCUGAUCGCCUUUACCUCCCUCGUCAAACGCCGCUCCCACGUCCCCAGCCUCAAUAUCACCACCAGCAUCAUCAGCACCACCGAAAACGACGACGACAACACCUCAGACGAUGACCCCACCGACUCCAACCCGAAAACCCAAACCAUCAGCCUGUGGACCCUCUUCCAGCGCCUCCGGCCCACCGCCCUGGCCAUGAUCCUCUGCUUCACCAUCACGAUGACCUUCCCGGUCUUCACCGCGCAGAUCGAAUCCGUGAACCAGCACGGGUCGUCGUCCUCGCGCCUCUUCGACGCCCCCGUCUUCAUCCCGCUGGCCUUCCUCUUCUGGAACGCCGGCGACCUCCUCGGCCGGAUGCUGGUCUUGUGGCCGCCGCUGUCGCUGGUGCGCCGGCCCUGGGGCCCCGCGGCGCUGCUGGGCUUCGCCUGCGCCCGCGCCGCCUUCAUCCCACUCUACCAGCUGUGCAACAUCGGCGGCCGCGGCGCCGUCGUCCCGAGUGAUUUCUUCUAUUUGGUCGUCGUGCAGCUGCUGUUCGGCGUCUCCAAUGGCUACCUCGGCAGUAACUGUAUGAUGGGCGCCGGGCUGGUCCCGCCCGAGGAGCGCGAGCCCGCUGGCGCGUUUAUGGGGUUGAUGCUCGUCGCCGGGCUGACGCUGGGGAGUUUGUUGAGUUUCCUGGCUGCGGGCGGCUGAGUGGGGUUUACUCGUGCUUGUUGGAUUUGGCGUUGUUUUGGUUGUUUUUGAGUAUUUAUGAUAGACUAUGUGUACUACUGUACUUCCGCUUGUUGUAGAUUACGAUGGGAUAUUGUACCUCAUUCAACGGGCUCAGGGUUCGAUGGGGUCGGUAGAGAGGCACGUAUGUGAGUUGACCUACGCGCAACGAGCUGCCGGUCCUACUACAGAUAGCACCCAGUUGACAGCGACAAGUCC